UACAGAUAGAGCAAGACAGGAAACGAAAGAAAGCAACAGCAUGAAAAAACAGCAUAAUGCAAAAAUCAGCUUAGCAUAAAUUAGGUGGACUAACCUGAGGAUACAGGAAGAGAGGAGUAGCACAAAACAAGAAGUUACUUCGAGUCUGAAGUGUACAGUAGUGUGAACACAUGAGGGCAGGGAUUCGCUUGCCAAUUUGUGGUUGAGUGAAGAUCGAAACCCAUUCAGAAAACUGACAAACACACUGUGUAAGAGAAGAAAGGUACUGAGCACAGUGGUGUAGAGAUGCUCAGGAGAGAGAGCGGGAGCGCACAGACUGAGAAGGACAGCGGGGCCCCCUGAGGAGGAUAGUGGAUCAUUAUGGGAGUCAAAUGCAGGGCUUGUAUAGCCAUUGUCUUCAUCCUACUUUUGCUUGGCUCCAUGUGGCUACAUGGGAACCUGGAGGACCACUGGAAUACUUGCCCAAAGGUUUCUAGUGUAAAAAACAAGGUUCUGUCUUUGGUUAGAGUUAAUAGUUCAGAUGACGAUGUGGCUCCAUUGAGGGUAUGUCCUGGCAUGAGGUUUCAAGUUGCCGAUUUGCUGGCUCACCUGCAGGCAGCACCAGUCUCAACCAAUGAUGUGCUUCUAAAGCCAUACCUGGCAAGCUGGGAUGAGCUUAUCAAGUUUUUGGAAGCCCUGGGGCCAAUGGUGGGUUUAAUUUCACAAGAAAUUGAAUCGAAAACCGCCAUCAUUCGUGACCUGGCCCAAAAAGCGGAGAAAGAGGCAGAGAAAAAAAUUAAAGACAGAAAAAGAAAGCCUCAGCAAAGCGACCCAGUCUUAAUGAUAUCUCAUAACAGAUCUUUGAACUACUCUGAAAUGAAUCACAGACUCUCAUUUGGUUACACUUCUAUUCGGUCUAUGAUUAAAUGGGAGCUGGAGAAUGGUUUGGUGGACUUCCACAAGCAGACAAACUCAGGCUGCAGGACUCUGUUGCGCUUGCAUCGUGCUCUGCUCUGGCUGCAAAACUUCCUGCAGGAACUGGGGAAGGAUGCAAGUGAAGGAGAGCGUCUACGAAGCCCUUCUGACCUCUGCAAAGAAACUUACCAGCGCACACUGGCCCACCAUCACAACUGGUGGGUAAGGAAAGCAGCGGAACUGGCCUUUCUUGCUAUGCCUGAACGACCUUAUUUCUACCAGUUGGUGUGUGUGGAAACGCAGUCAGAAGCUGCUGUGGUGCUGAACAGGGUAGUGAGAGCAAUAGAAGAAGUGUAUGAGAGAAAUGAAGUCACUCUACAAGAGCACGGCAUGCUGGAUCUACCCUGAGUGUAGAAAGAGGGAGGAAAAAUCACAGGAAAUAUGAGUGGGACCAGCCUAAAGAACAAGGCACUAAAUUAUAAGACUAGAGCUUUGAACCCUUAUGAGAAAAGAAUGAAGACUGCUGGAUAAAUACAAGGCUUAUUUAUUCAUUCUUACUGAUGUACUCAAAGUAAGUUACACUUUCUUAAAGAAUUAGUGACCACUUUCAUGAGUUCAACUGUUAGUGAAAAAGGUUGGCAAGUAAGAAAAAAAAUUAAAAAACAAAGCAAACAUCUCACUAUCAAAGAUAACAGUUUUGUUGUUAAAACAACUAAAUAUGCUGUAUACCGUUGGUGCUUGUCGUCUCUUUUCCUGGUAUUGGAGAAAGCCAUGCAUUGAUUCUUGUGAAGAUAUUUACGGUUUUCAGUAGGUUUGCACCAUAAUAGUACUGGUCGAUUGUGAAAGAUGCAGCAAUGCAGGCUCAGCAAAAGGGACAGACUAGUCCGAAGUCCUGGUUCAACAGAAGAACUUUUUUACAAUCCAUAUGCUUAUCAAAAGCAGUUUUAUAACGGUGUGACUGAUACUUAAUGAUUGUUCUGGGGAUAUUCUCUUACAGGCACAACUACAUUCAUUUUGGCAUGACAAACUGGAUAGCAAUGUGUUUACAGAACUCCUUUUAUGGAAACCACUCAAGGUGGCUAAAAGUGGCUCUAUAUGAAGAGCACAGAGGGGUAUGGCUAAAUUCUCAUUUGAAAUAAUUUUGAACAGUAAAUUUGAAAAUGUAUUGUCUAAAACCUUAAUAAUAAUAACAAUAAUUUUAAAAUAGUUAUUUUUAAUGCUACUACCAUAAACUACACAAACAUAUGCAAUUGGGGUAAGUAAGAUACAAAGAUAUAGCUUUUCGAUCUUGUAUCUUAGGGUACCACCCCACUGAGAACCUUUUUGUGGGUGUAUUGUAUUCAUUCAAAUGACAUAUGACAUCAAAAUGGUUAUUGUUAUGUCACAUUAUGUCACAUAUGCAUAUUAUUCCAGGAAACUAAAACUAAUGCAAAUAAAGCAAGGUUCUCAAAUCAGGUGCUCGGUCGAAAUCGUGUGCCUAAAAGGGCACUUUAGCGUUAGAGAAACUGGAGAAACCUAACCAUUUUUACCUUGAGAACUGAAUUCUGGAAAUGAUAAUGCAGAUUAUGCUGAUGAAGAGGAGACAAGUGUAUUUUUGGUAAUUUUAUUAAGUUUGUUAUUUCAAUACAUUAGAUUAUGAACGUGUUUAUAAUUAAACUUAACUAGUCAAUAUAAUUUCAGGCUCUCGUUAUUCAUCAAACAUUUGAGCAGUUUGCACAAGGUCCAGUGCUAUAUAAGCACUGAGCCAUAUCAAAUGAACUGUAGUUUGUUCUGUGAUGUUGUUGAGGUGUGGGCGUGUUCUCACAACCCACUCUGUUCAAGCACAUCUAAACCACAGCAUUUACUGUAUAUACUUAUUCAUAUACUUUAUAUACAUUAGGGAAAUGACUUGUCACCUUGUUUUCAAAAGCUGUCGAGUUCUGUUGGUUAAUAUGCUCACAGGAGACUUACUUAAAACUUUCCAUGUAUUGUCAAUGUUAAAUCUGUAGUUUUAUGAAACAUAUGAUACAUUUUGGCAUUUUAAAGGCUACAAAGAGAUCCAGACUAUUAAAGUGACAAUGAUUUAUUAAAUUAUUGGCCUGAAUUAUUGUGACCUCCUUGUAUUUUAUAAUAAGCACUGCAGAGCUUAAAGGAACUGUCCACUAUUUUUGAAAAUAGGCUCAUUAACUCCCCUA
Molecule: messenger RNA, 3068 nt
Organism: Sinocyclocheilus rhinocerous
Lineage: Eukaryota; Metazoa; Chordata; Actinopteri; Cypriniformes; Cyprinidae
Product: ceramide-1-phosphate transfer protein-like
Exons: 4
Coding region: 361-1302 (313 amino acids)
Biological process (GO): ceramide transport; intermembrane lipid transfer
Cellular component (GO): cytoplasm; cytosol; membrane
Molecular function (GO): ceramide 1-phosphate transfer activity; ceramide 1-phosphate binding
Source: RefSeq, a predicted model, not a curated record